Molecule: messenger RNA, 2556 nt
Organism: Dictyostelium discoideum AX4
Lineage: Eukaryota; Evosea; Eumycetozoa; Dictyosteliales; Dictyosteliaceae
Gene: med15
Exons: 6
Coding region: 1-2556 (851 amino acids)
Biological process (GO): chromatin remodeling
Cellular component (GO): cytoplasm; nucleus
Source: RefSeq, a predicted model, not a curated record
AUGACAGAUUGGAAAACGACAAUUACUCCAGAAGAGAGAAAUGGAAAUUCAAUUAAAAUCCUCGAUUUUUUAAUGCAAUGGUACCCAAACUUUAAUAGAGCUGAAGCAUUAGUUAGAGCAAACACAUUAGAAGAUAGAAUUUUUAAUACUCCUGGCAUUAUAUCUAAAAAUGAUUAUAUUGAAAGAAUAGCAAAGAAAAUUUAUGCAAUUGGAGAAUCAUUAGAAGCAAAAAAAGCACAAGCAGGGAUGACUAAUAAUCCACAAACACCAAAUCCAAUGCCUACAACACCAAUAACACCAUUAAUACAACAACCAAUUACACCAGUUCAACAACAGGUACCACCUCAAAAACAACCACAACCAGUAUAUAAUCAACAACAAAACCAACAACAAAAUCAAAAUCAGUAUACAACAACCUAUCCAUCGCCAAAUACACCACAACAAUCAAAUACACCACCCAUUUCAAAUAAUAAUAGUAAUAAUAAUAGUAAUAAUAAUUUAAAUAAUAAUAACAACAAUAAUAUUAAUAAUAAUAAUAAUAAUAAUAAUAAUAAUAAUAAUAAUAAUAAUAAUAAUAAUAAUAAUAAUAAUAAUAAUAAUAAUAAUAAUAAUAAUAAUAAUAAUAAUACAGUUUACGCUCAACCUUUAACUCCUCAACAACAAAUUCAACAACAACAACAUCAACAACAUCAACUAUAUUUACAACAACAGCAACAACUACAAAGAUUAGCUCAACAAAAUCAACAGCAGCAACCAACAAUUAUGCAACAAGUACAAAACCAACAACCAACUCAGCAACAACAACAACAACAACAACAACAGCAACAGCAGCAACAACAACAACAAUUAAAUCAGCAACAAAUUAAUCAAAUCAAGCAACAACAACAGCAACAGCAACAGCAACAACAACAACAUCAACAACCAGUUCAAAUGCCAAGUGGAGUUACAACAAAUAAGCAAUCACCACAACCACAAAAUACACCAUUAACACCACAACAACAACAACAAUUACUUGCUGCACAACAAUCACAUGCACAAGCACAAGCAAACCAAAAUCAACAAUUACAAAAUCCAAAGAGAAUUUCAUCAACCAACAACACUCAUUUAAUGCCAUGUUUACCAUCAACACUUUAUCCAACAGCCACUCAACAAGAUAUCAACAAUAUGUAUUGGGAGAGAGUAUCAUCAAUUAAAAAAUAUAUACCAGAGAUUGAAGCAAUCAUUCCAAAGAUAAUUGAAAACUUUUCACAAUCACAAAAUCAACAACCACAAAAAGUUGAAACUUAUAAAAAAAAAUUUUUAGAUUUUGUUCAAAUGGUUAAAGUUACACCUGAAACUGUUGUACCACCUUUAAAUUUAGAUGAAUUAACAAAUGCUGAAAGAUAUUUAAUGAAUAUGUAUUUAAGUUCAUUAUCAGAAGAAGAACAAUUUAAAAAGAUUUUAGGUACAAUCGAUGAUAGAUCAAAUGAUAAUUUAAUUCAUUUUGAAAAAGAUUUAUUAAAUGCAUUUGAAAGAACAAAGAGAUAUUUUUCAGAUACAUUCUUAAAUAAAACUGGUGGUGUAACAUCAAAAGCUCCUUCAAUUCUUUGGUUUAAGAAUCCAGCAUUAAAUAAUCCAUUCACAUCUGCAACUAAAUGUCAAUUCUCUGAUCCAAUUGUACCAAAAAAGAAACAACACAUUUUAUUGGAUUCUUGGACUCCUGAAUUUAAAAAAAUUAAAAAAGGAAAUUAUGAAAUUUUUGAAAAAGACCAGAAAAUUUAUAAUAAUUUAAAAAAAGAUUUAAUUGAUUUCACCAAAAACGAUAACACUUUAUUACCUGCAAAAUUUAUUGAUAAAGAUACAAUAAUUAUUUCAGAAACAAUAAAUGGUGGCGAUGGUGGAAAUAAUUUGUAUAUUCAUUUUAAUCAAUGUCAAUUUUCAACAAGUUGGAAAGGUUCAAAAAAGAAUCCAGCAAUGUUUGUAUGUUCAUCACCAAAUAUUCAAAUUAGUAGCGAUGGUGAAUUAUUUUCAAUUCAACCAUUAUGUGGAUUAUCAUGGGAUAGAGCAGAGAUAAUUAUCAAACAUUAUAAACAAUCAUUGAAUAGAGGUGAUUUAAUUUCAAAAGAAUUAAGUCAAGUAAUUUCUUUGAAUAGGUAUACAAUUGAGAGUCAUUUAGAUUUAGAGAAUGCAAAGUUUUUUAUUCAGUUUUCAACAAAAUCAACACUUUUAUUAAAAUCAAAAAAACAACAACAACAACAACAAGAUGAAAAGAUAAACAACAAUAAUAACAACUUUUAUAAUUUAUCAAUUUUGUUAGAAGUUCCAAAUAAUUAUCCAUACAGUCCAAUAUCUUAUUCUUUUCCUCCAGAAUAUCAAUUGACACCAUAUUUAAAAGAUUUGGAAUCAAAAAUGAAUAAGGAAUUUGAAAAUUCAAAUGAUUUAAAUCAAUUAAAUAAUAAUAUUAAUAAUAAUAAUAAUAAUAAUAAUAGUUUUAGUGAUAAUACUCAAUUACCAACAAAUCAAUCAAUUGUUGAAUCUUUAAAAAUAUUUGAAAAGGUUUUAAAAGACUUGGUUUAA